Chara braunii is the source of this 4715-nucleotide messenger RNA. The record is from the annotation of a GenBank genome assembly. NCBI's taxonomy places the organism in Eukaryota, Viridiplantae, Streptophyta, Charophyceae, Charales, Characeae.
GCCGAAAGCCGGAAGCUGGAGAAGACAGCGUGUGACGAACGAGACGCCCCCCCCCCACCAGAUCCCCGCUCUGCUACCGAGAUACCUAUCACGUGGGUUUAGCGACUUGCAAUAUUCUGGUUGGAUCGUGCUCUGCUGCAGAGGGCGUGGGAGCGGAACCUCGGGAUUGCCAUUUUGCACAUAAAUAUUUAUCCACGUAUAUAUAUCGUCGAAAACAGCUGCCCGGUAAACUGUAGGCAGAGAGGGAGAACGACGACAACAAACGAGGGGCUGUGACAAACUGUUUAUUUGACGAUAUAUCACCACACCUAUAUCUAAGACAGUAACCCCUUCUGGAUGAUGCAAGGCGUAAUGGUGUGUGGUCCUUUGGCUUCAACAGAGUACUUGUGGAAAGGCAAGGCCCACUCGCUUUGCAGGCCCACUCGGCAAGGAAUGCAAAGAGCUGCAUUCACAUUUCCCUAACCACCACGUGCUCGCUUGGCAGAGCAAGUCCCCUCAUUCACUUUCGAGAACUGGAGUUGUAUGCCUUGGCGCUUUGCGCCGGAUAAAGCGACCGACAUUGUAAGAGGCCAGCCGCAGCAACUCGUCGCCAAACUCGCCCAGCCAAACAAUUUGUGCUUUUCUCCUCUCGCACAGCGGAAGAUGGUAGAAGGCAUGUCGCUUGAUUGACUAAGGUUUGUAUCGACGGAAAUCCUCAAAAGCGCUAUCCCUCAUGCCGAGUCUUGGAUAAGCGCCCCCCCACAGAUCUGAGCUUGGCAAAGCCAGCUGCUGUUUUUUUUCGAGUCGUCGGGGAUUGCGUGUCAUAACCAGCUCUGCUGAAAUGGUUGACCAUGGUGAUGAUGAUAGAUAUGCCGGGCAUCUGGACAUAGGAGACAUCAUGGGGGAUGCAGAUGGACUUCACGAGGAAGACAUCAGCGAUGAGGACAUUGAUAUCGAUGAGCUGGAGAGGCGGAUGUGGCGGGAUCGCCUGAAGUUGCGGCGAAUCAAGGAACUUCAAAGAACGAGAGAACUGACCGACAGACCCAAGCAGAAACAGUCUCAGGAGCAGGCGAGGAGGAAGAAGAUGUCGCGUGCGCACGAUGGCAUCCUCAAAUACAUGCUGAAAAUGAUGGAGGUGUGCAAAGCCCAGGGGUUUGUCUAUGGAAUCAUCCCAGAGAAGGGCAAGCCGGUGGGAGGCAGUUCUGAUAAUCUACGUGCAUGGUGGAAGGACAGAGUCCGUUUUGAUCGGAACGGCCCGCUUGCGGCACAGAAGUAUGCUGCAGAGCACUGCCAAAGCAGAGUGUUAGUUGAUCCUUCCAUCUCCACACCGCACACAUUACAAGAUCUCCAGGACACAACACUCGGGUCCCUCUUGUCCGCCCUGAUGCAGCAUUGUGACCCAAAGCAACGCCAGUUCCCGCUUGAGAAGGGUGCGCCGCCGCCUUGGUGGCCUACGGGUGAUGAAGACUGGUGGCCUCAGCUGGGCUUGCCGAGAGGGCAAGGGCCGCCUCCUUAUAAAAAACCCCAUGACCUUAAGAAGGCAUGGAAGGUUGGCGUCCUUACCGCUGUCAUCAAGCACAUGUCCCCGAAUAUCUCAAAAAUACGCAAACUUGUACGGCAGUCCAAGUGCCUGCAGGACAAGAUGACGGCACGAGAGAGCGCCACAUGGGUCGGCGUUCUCAAUCAGGAGGAAGCUCUUGCUCGCAUGGCACACGGCAGCGGGAUUCAAGGUGCAAGAAGCAGUGGCAUGUGUCAGCUUGCGAAACCAGUCCCGUGCGGCAGACCAAAGACAGCCUUGGUUUCCACAUCUCUGGGGGCUCCCGGAAGUGCCUACAACGGACAAUACCUCAGCAACAUGCCAGCUUUGGCACAGUUUGCGCGUCAUCGAAGUUCGGACAGCUACGACUUCGACGACGAGGAUUGCGAUGCCUACAAGCCAAAUGUGAAUUUGGAAGUGGGAGUUCUCAGUGGGUUGAUGCAUCCGAUGGCCGAGUCGCCACUAAGCCGAAACACUCACAGCACGUGCAGCCGAAGCUCAUCCGACUCCGCGGAAGCACAGGGCAUGGAUAACAUCGUCAGGAUUGCAGAUGGGGACAGUCUUAUGACCUCCGGAACGUAUAAGAAAAGGCGUACCUCCGGGGAAGUUCUAGAGCACCGCGUGUUCAUGUGUUCGUACGAGCAAUGCCCACGCCACGAGUGGCGGAAAGGAUUUACAUCGCGCGAGUUGAGAAAUCUGCACCAGGUCAACUGCCCGUACCGGCCAGGAGGUUCGCUUUCCACGCCUGCAUCUCUCACAACAGGGUCAAUCGUAGCCCAUUCCGAAGUCAGUCCCAUUAGCGUUCCUGGUGUCGACCCCGUUGGUAUCACGGCAGUGCAUGAGCUCAAUGUCCCCCCAAACAAGGGUCUUCUUCCCCAACCUAACAUGGAGGGGGGUUUAGAUCUGCACAUGCAAGGCCAUCAUCCCCACCCAGCUGGAGGAUUUAUUGCCUCCAGCAAAUUGAACAUGGGGUUCCAGGCACCGGUUAUUGGACAUCCAAUUCCAAUGCAGGCUUGUAAUCUGAACCUCCCACAAGACGGUGGAGUAGCUGCCACUAAUCGCCUUAAGGCAACAGCUGAUCACUUGCAUGACCUUUUUGCUGGACUGUAUGGGGAAGGGGGGAUGUCGCACGGUGCGAGCAGUAUUGUCGACGUCGAGCCCAUGGGAAGUGCCAACAGUGGAACGCAUUGCGCGAUCGAUGCUGGUUUGAGUCGAUUAAACCCUGGAAGACCCAUGCCUGUUGGAAUUGAGAGGCCUUGCCACAGUGCAGGUGGACCUGGCUUGGGCAGGGAGCUUGGAGGUGCGCUUGCAGCGCCUGCAGAAGAGUCAGCAGCAAUCGAAAGUGAGUGUGGCAGUGUAUCAUUCAUGGGAGGUUUCCCACCCAAUGGAAGACCAGGAGGAGGAAUGCAGAUGGGUUCAUCCAUCUCUGACAAUGUACUCGACUUCCGGUCACGCAUAAUGAAGAAGGAUGUCAGACAGUGCAAUAGCAUGGGUGAGAACCCGCAGGAGAAACCUUGCGGCUUCCGCCCCAUCUGUCAAGACCGACGCGAUGAGGGGGAUGCAUCUGCAGGCUUCGAGGCUUGCAAAGGUCCUUUCAACUUCGCCGCUGAGCCUCCACGGCCUCGCCCUGUUAGAAACCAAGGAGAAGCUGCAGACCCUUUCGAAGACUUGAUCUGGUACUUCGGCGCAUGAAGACAAAGAUCGAGGACGAUGACGAAGAUUGAAGACGAAGACGAAGACGAAGACGAAGACGAAGACGACGACGACGACGACGGCGAAGAAGAAGAAGAAGAAGAAGAAGAAGCUUGAUCUUAGAGGAAACUAGCUGGACUAGGACUUUCAGGAGGGUUUCUGGCCCGAAGGCUUGGUUGAGAGGAGAAGGAGCAGCAGCAGCUGUGUCUGCAGCUGUAUGUGAGUCUGCUGUCCCACUUUGUAUUCGCAGUUAAAUCUCGCAGCGGAGGACGGAGGCUUGUCUGGCGUGCCCGGUUGUGCGAUGGUAGUAACUACAGUGGAGUUUGGCGAUGACUGUGGGAUGCAUUCAAGGUGCAGGUAUGUAUCUCCAGUGCAUUUGUACCGUCUACAAUCUACCAGCGUGGUGCUCAAGAAAGAUCUUCCCACUGCAGUGGAAGGGGGAAUCUUUGCUGUUUUCUUUGUUUCGCGACAUUUUCAAUUGAUUUAGAUUGCUCUGCGGCAAUGCGUACACAACACCACGUCAACCAUUUUUCUUCGUAGAGUGAGUCAAUCCUAACAACAGCUCUGGAAAAGAAGGUUCAUACGCAGUCUGGGGCAAGUAGCCGUGAGCGGCUCAGCUCUGUAUGUGUACAGAAAGCCUCAAGGUAGUUACAGGCAAAAGCGGGCUGGUCUCAGGUACAAGCGGCUAGGAAAGGGUUCUCUCCAAGCAUCUGCAGGGGCAAUUCUUCAAAGGUGAAACAUCAUCAUAACUGCAUCCCAUCCGAAGGGGGAGAGGGAGGGACGGCACACAUUUUUCUUUUUCUUUUUUAUCUGAACUGAGGUAUCGAUUGGUAGUGGUCUGCUUGCUCUGUGUUGCACAGUCUGUGAUUAUAGGUUUUCUCUCAGUUCGCACACGUUCGUUCCUGUUAGGACAUGUAUAAUUCAAUAACAGUUUGUUCCUUCCAAUCUCUGGACAAACAUGUUUUGCAGGGUACGUACAAUUGAGUUCGAACAGCUUCACAGAAAGAAGCAAAUGAGUGGUGCUAACAACGCUGCUGAGUCAGAAUCUCCAAUGAAGGUCACAGUCUGUCUCUUAUACACAUCUAGAUGUGUAUAAGAGACAGCACACACACACGCACACACGGCCGACUUUUACUCUGCGGUGUGGUGCAGUGAACGUCGGCCCUCUCUCUCUCUCUCUCACACACACACACACACACACACACACACACACACACACACGGGGCCACUCUCUCUCUCUCUCUCUCUCUCUCUCUCUCUCUCUCUCUCUCUCUCUCUCUCUCUCUCUCUCUCUCUCUCUCUCUCUGUGUGUGUGUGUGUGUGUGUGUGACACACACACACGGGGCGAUGUGGGCAGCUACCGCUCAACCACAAUGCAUGUGGGCAGCCUUGUACGUAAGAGGCACAGUAAAUGGGUAGCUGCAAAAAUGGAAGGGGUACCCCAAGGAUAACCAAAAAAUUGUCUAAUUCAACUAAUUCCUCUAAUUGUAAAAUUGCUUUUAAAUGU